GCUUGGUGUAUGAACUGGAUGGGUGGGUGUGCAUGCGCUCCAGUCACGAGCAAAGGAAAGGGAAAUCAUUGUAAAUCCAAUUCAGUGCCUUGCGCAUCCUUUUGACAAAACGUAGGGGGUAAAGACGUUAUUUUGACUUCCUUUUCCUCAGCAUUUCGGCUCUGUCCUCUCUGUGCAUCGUACAGACAGGCAUCGAUUGGCCGAGGUUCACCUGAGGUUUUUUGCCAUCUACGGACGUUCAUUCAAACCGCUUCCACCAGCAUUAAAACUACCGAGUUUUAUAAGAAACAUCGCUCAAGCUUCUGCACUUCUGGACCGGAGAUCUGGAGAUGAAGACAGACUUUACGUUUUUCUGUCGGACUUGGAUUGGAAUAGCAUAUGCCUCAGGUUUGGUGAUUGGCUUUUCUAUGACUCCACCCAUCCUUGACAGCUCCAAAGACGACCUAGUGAUUCCAGUCCACCAAACGCUCACUAUUACAUGCAGGGGACAGCACACUCUGGCCUGGGCCUGGCCUGAUCAGACUCUGGUGGGACAGGAGCUAACCGACCGUCACGCCCAGCUGCCGACCACCAGGGCCCCCGGGCAGAGGGUCGCCUUGGUCAGCGAGUGUCCGGGGCAGCCUGGGAGGCCGUACUGCAAGAGGCUGGUCCUGAAUGGGGCGCGGGCCCAGGACACCGGCUACUAUCGCUGCUAUUACAAGGAUGUCAAGGCCGUCAUUGUUGGCAUCACAGCCGUCAGCGUUUAUGUCUUUGUCAGAGAUCCCGAGCAGCCCUUCCUCAGGAGAGGCAGCUACAGCGAGGGCAACAAAAAUGACCUGGAGACCAUUUUAAUCACGCGGUCCUUCACACACGUCAUAGUGCCAUGUCUGGUCACAGUGCCUGAUUUGAACGUCACUCUCCACGCGUAUCCCUCGCCUCUGGAGAAGAGCUGGAUGACAUGGGACAACAAGCGAGGCUGGUCCAUUCCCAGACAAAUCAUAGACAUUGUGCCGCUCAUCGGAGUUUCGUGUGUCGCCACACUGGGAGGCAAAGAGUAUAAAUCUGCAGACUAUCUGAUCCACGUUACAGGAAGUCAGGUUUACGAUGUCAAGCUGUUUCCUGAGGACCCAGUCGAGCUGAUAGUGGGGGAGGCCCUCACCCUGAACUGCACAGCGACGGUGGAGUUCAACGCUGGAGUGGAUAUUCAGUGGUCUUACCCUGGCAAAGAGACGAACAGUUGGGUGGACACUAAGCCCCAUCGUGAAGCUCUGUCUCACGCUACAGAGGCUGUUAGCAUCUUGACCAUCCACAGCGUCAAUGUCACAGACACUGGCCUGUACAGUUGCAAUGUCACCAGCAUGGACACAACACGAACCCAACAAACUCAGGUCAUAGUUUAUGAAAAGCCCUUUAUCAGCCUCAACUACAGAAAUGGACCAGUGGUGGAUGUAACUGCUGGCCAGAAGUCGUUCAAAUUACAAGUAAACGUGUCUGCCUUCCCCCCACCUGAAACACAAUGGUAUAAAGAUGGAAAGCUGAUAAACCAGCGCCCAGAGUUCAAGAUGAAAAGGAUGAGGAUGCACCUUAACCAUGCUUUGGAGAUUAAGGAUGUUUGUCAGGAGGAUUCUGGGCUCUACAUGGUGGUGCUGAAGAACCGUGGCGCUGCGCUGGAGAGGAGGCUCAACAUCACGCUUGUCGUCAAUGUUCCCCCACAGAUCCAUGAGAAAGAAGUGGCAGAUCCGUCCAGUCCUUAUCCAAGUGGCAGCAGCCAGACCCUAACAUGCACUGCCUAUGGUCUCCCUACUCCCAUUGUCAGCUGGCAGUGGAGGGCCUGGGGCCCGUGUGUCCUCAACAGCACUCAGAGCAGACUGGUCCGACGAGACAGGAAGAGCCGGAGUGACAGGAUCGCAGACUGUCAGAACUGGCAGGACAUUAACUCGGAAAACGCCAUGAAUGAAAUCGAGGCUAUUGAAACGUCAGUCGAAGUGGUGGAUGGCCGACAAAAGAUAGUGAGCAGGCUUCAGAUUCGAAACGCCAGUGUUUCCGUCAUGUUCAAGUGUUCUGCUGAAAACAAAAUCGGCAAAGAUGAGCGGCUGAUCUACUUCUAUGUAACCACCAUCCCUGAGGGGUUCAGUGUGCACGUUCAGCCCUCGGAGAAUCCCCUGGAGCAGGAGAAAGUGUCCCUGUGCUGUAGCGCUGACAAUUACACCUACGAGCAGCUGCAGUGGUACCGCCUCGACCCCCAGGCCCUGCAGGACGUGCAGGGAAAGCCCCAGGAGCUGGACUGCAGGAGUGUGCACCUCUACGCGGACACUCUUGAUGGCCAGCUCUCCUUCCAGGAGCCCACCAACAGCUGGGUCCUGGACUUCACCAUCCCCUCCAUAAAGCUGCAGGAUGAGGGUCAUUAUGUGUGUGAGGCUCAGAGCAGGCGGAGCGGGGAGAAACAGUGCCUGUUCAGAUACAUCCCUGUCAAAGCCCUGGAGGCGCCUCGGUACAAGCGCAGCCUCACCAACCAGACAGUGAAUGUGACCGAGUCUCUGCGAAUGGAGUGCGACGUGGAGGGCAGACCUCUACCCCGCCUCUCCUGGUUCAAAGACAACCAGCCUCUCCACCAAAUGUCAGGGAUCCAGCUGCAGGAUUCAAACCGCACGCUGAGUAUCCAGCGGGUUAGAGAGGAGGACGCCGGCCUUUACACCUGCACCGCCUGCAACCAGCGUGGUUGUGUCCACUCCUCAGCCGCCAUCCGGGUCAUCGGAUCAAGUGACAAGGCCAACGUGGAGAUUGUAAUCCUCAUCGGGACUGGAGUCAUCGCUGUUUUCUUCUGGGCCUUGCUCAUCCUCAUCUUCUGCAAUGUGAAGCGGGUUAACCCGGCAGACAUAAAGACAGGCUAUCUGUCAAUCAUUAUGGACCCGGGGGAGGUGCCUCUGGACGAGCAGUGUGAAUACCUGCCCUACGACUCCUCGCAGUGGGAGAUCUCCAGAGACAGACUCCGAUUGGGGAAGGUUUUAGGCCACGGCGCCUUUGGAAAAGUAAUUGAGGCGUCAAUCUACGGCAUCAGAAAGAGCAACAGUUUGGACACAGUGGCUGUCAAGAUGCUGAAGGAUGGAGCCACAGCCAGUGAGCAUAAGGCCUUGAUGUCAGAGUUAAAGAUACUGAUUCACAUCGGUAACCAUCUGAAUGUAGUGAACCUGUUAGGAGCCUGCACCAAACCAAACGGUCCACUGAUGGUGAUAGUGGAAUACUGCAAGUACGGGAAUCUGUCCAACUUCCUACGAGCCAAGAGAGAGUUCUUCCUCCCGUACAGGGAUCGGUCUCCUAAAACUCAGAGCCAGGUGAGACGGAUGAUUGAGGCGGGUCAAAUGGACCAAAGAGCUCGCCGCCCACCUUCUCCAUCCUCCUCCCCGCUCAGCAGUCCUCAGACUCCAUCUUCCAACGUGCCCGAUCCGAAUCCUGCUGUGGAGAAAAUGGAAGACUUGUGGAAAACUCCUCUGACGAUAGAAGAUCUAAUUUGCUACAGUUUCCAGGUGGCUCGUGGGAUGGAGUUCCUGGCCUCCAGAAAGUGUAUCCACAGAGACCUGGCAGCCCGGAACAUUCUCCUGUCAGAGAACAACAUUGUGAAGAUCUGUGACUUUGGCCUGGCCAGAGACAUAUACAAAGACCCCGACUACGUCAGGAAAGGCAAUGCUCGUCUGCCUCUGAAGUGGAUGGCUCCAGAGAGUAUCUUUGACAAAGUAUACACGAGCCAGAGUGACGUGUGGUCUUUUGGAGUUCUCCUCUGGGAAAUCUUUUCACUGGGUGCGUCUCCGUACCCGGGAGUACAGAUUGACGAAGACUUUUGCAAAAGAUUGAAAGAUGGCGUCAGGAUGAGAGCACCAGAGACUGCCUCCCCUGAAAUAUAUGGCAUCAUGCUGGCCUGCUGGCAGGGUGAGCCCAAAGAGAGGCCAACGUUCCCUGCCCUGGUGCAGAUCCUGGGAGACCUGCUGCAGGACAACAACCUACCUGACGGGAAGGACUACGUCCCUCUGAACCACUCGCAGAGCUCAGAGGAUGAUGGUUUCUCACAGGCCUCAUCACGGCCUCCAUCUGAAGAGGAGCUUAGACUGGCCUGCAACACUCUGCCCACAAGGUAUUAUAACUGUGUGCCCUUUGCUGGCUGUGUGUUUGCGGGACCCUCCAAAAUGUGCCAGCCCAGAGUGAAGACAUUUGAAGAGUUGCCCCUGGAGAUGCACCCACAGAAAUCUCCUCAAGACAACCAGACGGACAGCGGGAUGGUUCUGGCCUCUGAAGAAUUUGAGAGAAUUGAACACAAGCACAGGGGUGGCGUCUCAAAAAGUCGUAUAAGCAGCAGCAGCAGCACAGAGCCUCUGACAGCCUCCCAUGGUUCCCCGGGUCGAAGCAGUGGCGCCGGCAGCUCCAGGCACCGUCCCAGCUUUUUCAGCCAGCUUUCAGGACAGACCUUCUACAACAACGAGUACGGACACUUGUCCGAGGAGGGCUUCUGCGACUUCUUCUCCUCGCCCAACGUCCCCUGCCUGGCCUCCUCCAAUGUGUAAUCUUACCAAAGAUGGAGCCCGAGAGAAAGGAGAGGGUUAAAAAAAAAAAAAAAAAAGUGGACAGCUCAGGUCGAGGGAGGUGUGUAGGCUUUAGUAACAUCCCAGUAUUGACAUAUAACUAGUCAUUUAUUAAUGAAGAUAAGGUUAUAGAUCCUUAUGACUGGAGCUGACCUCUACUCAUCUCAAAAUCCCUCCUCUCUCCUCUUGGGCUGCUGCCUCAACAAACGGACUGAGCUAUAUGUGCCUGACGUUCCUCUAAUAAGCCACUGGGUGGCAGCAUUAUGACACAAACAAACCCAAAGUAUUAUCUAUUCACAUUUAUAUUUUUAUCUUUUAUAUACAGAGUAUUCUUCCUUUUUUUGUACAAAUUAUGACUCAUACGGGAAGAAAUAAAGAAAUUUAUCUUC
Molecule: messenger RNA, 4939 nt
Organism: Siniperca chuatsi (mandarin fish)
Lineage: Eukaryota; Metazoa; Chordata; Actinopteri; Centrarchiformes; Sinipercidae
Gene: flt4
Product: fms related receptor tyrosine kinase 4
Exons: 30
Coding region: 330-4532 (1400 amino acids)
Biological process (GO): positive regulation of kinase activity; cell surface receptor protein tyrosine kinase signaling pathway; multicellular organism development
Cellular component (GO): signaling receptor complex
Molecular function (GO): ATP binding; transmembrane receptor protein tyrosine kinase activity
Source: RefSeq, a predicted model, not a curated record